This is a messenger RNA of Ylistrum balloti, 2204 nucleotides long. RefSeq lists its product as uncharacterized. Lineage: Eukaryota; Metazoa; Mollusca; Bivalvia; Pectinida; Pectinidae. The transcript has 2 exons. Bases 121 to 1749 code for a protein of 542 amino acids. The record is from RefSeq and is a predicted model, not a curated record.
CUUUGAACACCGCCACAUAAGUUAAAUAUCCUUGCUAUGUGUGUAAAGACAUCGCCUAGCUCUAGUUAAAACAGAUAUUUCAUAACCACAAUACGUCUUUUGGUGUUACAGAGGAACAACAUGGCGGAUGGAGGCAAUUAUUCUUUUCAAUGUUUAUGUGAACGACGCGAUACCUUCAAACUUAGACGCUACCUUAGCAGUGAAAACAAGCUGAUCGGAUUGUUUUGUACGGAAUGUAACACGGAAAACCUCACACGUGAAUAUUUAGUAGGCAGCGAUGUUGAUGCAGAUGAAGAAAGCAGCAGUGAAAAACUAAAAAUGCUUCCCCGACCUGUUCCGACUUUGAGCGAAAACUCAGCGUUUCAAGUUCAAAGUUCGAAAACAAAAAUAGACCUGAAAUAUUUCGCUGAUAUCCUGAAACCAGGAGACCAUAUAUCCUGGCACAGACCUUAUUUUGCAUGGCAUCAUGCCAUUGUCGAAGAAGUUGCUGCCGAAAAAAACGAACUAACAUUAAUUCACUGGAACAAGAAGGAUGACAAUAUCAAAAUUUUACGCAGUCCUUUCCCAGUGGAAGCCAGCGAAGAAAGACUUUUCAAUCAGAUGUACCGCAUUGAUUAUCGGGAGGAAAUAACAAAGACGAACGAUCCGGAACUGGUCUUGGCAAGAGCUCGGUCUAGACUAGAUGAUACGGGGUAUUCUCUCUUUACCGACAACUGUGAAUCCUUUGCAACCUACUGCAAAACAGGCGUGGAGAAGUCGCAUCAACUAGCAUGGCUUAAAGGAAAAUUAAAAGAGAUAGCUGGGCAAAAUAUAGGUACAAGUGUCAGGUCAACUAUAACUGGAACGUGCAGAAUAGUUCAAAAAACAGUUUCUGUUGCGAAGCAAACACUACCAGCUACAAUGCAGGAUGCAACUAUGGCGGCUGGAAAAAUCAUUCCAGCAGAAGGAAUUGAACGUGCUGUCAAGGGAAGUAACCUGGUUGGAGCUGGCAUUGUCAUAGUCCUAGAAGCGGGGUUCGUCACUUGGGAUUUGUAUAAUGCGUAUGAAGAAAGAAAAAAAGGGAACACAUCAAGGAAUGAUUUUAUCGAAACAGCUAUCCAACGAGUAGUGGAAGGUGUGUUGAGUGCUGGAGUAACUAUACUGUUCUCGCUUGGUCCGGAAUUAAUUGGUAUGGCUGUUGGAUCACCGCUUGGUCCAGUGGGUAUCAUUGUCGGUGGAGUUAUAGGCGGGAUCGUAGGCGGAGUGGUAGGUAAAUUUGUCGGAACUGCUCUUGGCAGUGUGAUUGGGAAGGCGAUUUCCUCUUCAUUCAAAGCCGAUGAUAGAGCAGUGACUAACAUAUGUGACUUAAAGUGUGGCGACCAUAUAGUUGUAUACGAAUGGUUACUUCAUCCGCGCUGUCAUGCCAUAGUCAUGGAACAAAAUGGGAUCGACAAAAUCAAAGUAAUUCGCAACACAUACCAGGCCGGUGUUGUGGAGGAGUGGAUACCGUUCUCCAUUCCAAUGUUCAAGGUGGAUUACCGAGAAGGAACGUGUAAAGACCCAGAAAAAGUCGUGGAAAUGGCCAGGUCGAGACUCGGGGAAAAGCGAUAUAGUCUGGCUACCUACAACUGCAAAACCUUUGCCAGACAAUGUAAAUCUAAUCUAUAUGUAGAACCAGAAGAGGAGCCAUGGCAAAUGAUAAAUUAUGAAGACCUGCCAGAAGAGGCUCUGCAGCAGCCAUGCGGUUCCAAAUUUGUCGACUCUGAAUAAGACUGUUUGAUGUGACACAUUCCUUGUAGCAACAUGAAAAGCUGUUGUGUUGAUUUGAUGUUUUCGUAUGUCGAAACGUUGCUGUUACAAUUGUGUAUAUAUAUGAAGCUCGAUGUACGAAUUUCAGUUUGAUUCCUUUACAAAUACUGUGUGGUUGAAAUAAUGAUAUCAUUAUUGUUUUUUAAGACAAAAUUGCUAACACCAUAUGCAAAUAUAUAUUACACAAGUGGUUUAAGUGCUCAACAAAUGUUCUUAUUUUUAAUGUAUUUUGAUGUACAUUGUUUAUAUUGAAAAUGAACGUAUAACGUAUGUCUUCCUGUUGGUAAGUAAAAAAUUAUGUGUCCGCAUGUUGAGAGCAGUGACGAACGUAAGCAUGACGAGAUUGAAUAUACUGAGAACGACGUUAAAGUGAAAUAUGAGAUUGGAAAUAAAAGAUGAUGUAUAAUAGAACGAGU